AUGAACAGCGCAAAUACAAACAACAACAACAACAAUAACAAUAACAAUGACAAUGACAAUGACAAAAGCAAUAGUAAGAGCAAUAACAACGGCAACGGAAUCAGUAGCCAACACAUUGCAGAAAGAAACCGAAAGAAAAAACAGCAACGCCAACAACAAAUACAAAUCGCACAGUUGCCAUUGUUGAAUUACAAAGUUUAUUGGCCACAUGCAAUGCAACAGCAACAACUGCUGAAACCUCAAGAAGACUCAGCAGAAGAAAUAGACGAUGUAGUCGCUACAGAUGUUGAUGAAGCCGCUGUAAUGCACCAAACCCUAAAAGACGAACAUCAUUUACGCCACCAACACAACAACCAACACAAUCCAUACACUCAAAACGUUGAACGGAAAGCAGCACGGACGUGGGAGGAGCAACAAAUUCUACCUUCAUUGCGUCAUCAUCAAAAACAAAAGCACCACACUUUUCACAGAAACCAUUUUGACACCACAACUGAAACUGUUAUCAAAAGCAGAUCAAGACAAGCCAACAUUACGCCUACACCAAGGCCAGCUACUGUGAGUUCCGCAAAAACCAAAGAUGCAAUUAUAACCACAACGGAUGCCGCAACCGAAGACAUUGAUUCCGACAGCAAUGAACUUGAAAUCGCUGACACAAUUCAGCGCUUCGGUGCAGGUCAGACAAAUGCCGAAACUCCACCGUUAAACAGGUCAAUGCAUCGCUACUUUGAUCGUGACAGUAUUGUGGUAAGUGAUCGCAACUUUUGGUUGUUCACAACACGCGGACCAACAACAAUUAAAUUGCACACAACACAACAACAACAACGUAGUAAGCAACGCUCGGCAAAAGCUGCACAUGAAGAGCAGCAACAACAACAACAUCAGCGCCAAGAGCUUUAUGCUACAAACAACACAAAUAUAAAAGCGAAUACUUUGCAAAAAUUUGAUCAGCAAAGAAUAUCUUUGAAAUUAAAUGCAGAAAAUUACAACAACAAUAAUGGCAACCGCAGGCAAACCAACGAUAACAACAACAACAACAACAACAACAACAACAAUAGAAACGAUCAUGAUUACAGCAACGAAAACGAACAUGAAAACGAAGAUUACGAAUACGAAAGCGCGGAAGCCGAAGCCGAAAUCAAAUUGAACACCAAUACCAAAGCCAAAAACGAAAACGAAGACGAAGGUGUCAACGAAGCCGAUGAUAGCGAUGCUAAGGAUGACAGUGAUGAACUGCAACCAGAACAUAAAAGUGCAAUGACUGCUAAUGAAUUCUCAACUAAAGUUGCAGUUAAACGUUUUACAAAUCCAUUUAAAAGUCACAUAAUAACUCAACACAACAAAAACGAAAACAACAACAACAAUGGCAAUGUGGGAAAAAUACAACAACAAAACCAACAAAUGUUUGCAAACUCCGCCUACAAUAACGGUAAUGCAGCCUACAGUGAUGAGAGCAGCAAUGACAGUGGUGUGAAUGGUAUUGCCAAUAAUGACGACGUUGAGAAAAAUCAUAGGGACAACAACAAUGAUAAUGAUAAUGAUAAUGACGAUGUUGAUGAUAAUAAUGAUGAUAUUGAUACUGACGAUGAUUAUGAUAAUAACAAUAACCGUUUCAAUAGCGCAAAAUGGCAUAAAAUUGAGCAGAAACAUCAUUUAAAGCAACAGCAACAUCAGCUCGAGCUACAGGCAUUACGCAAAAGGCAUGGUGGUAUCGCUAUGAACAAUGUUAGCAACAACAAUACUAACCAACACAACAAGAACGCGAACAAUAAUUUGCCCACGACUUCAGUGAUCGCUGCGAACACUGCCAGACGUCAAAUUCACGAUGAUGACGAAUCAGAGCAUUUGUAUUCACGCUACUACAUUCCGGGUACUCUGACGCGUCAAAAGCAGGAAGAGCUUGGCACAUUUGAUGCUGUUCAGGAAACACGUCGCGCACAUGCCUCCAAACAUAAUCAAGGCAAAGAUUUAGCCAAUGCACACGUGAAGCAGAUCUUAUUGGAAGCGAACUGCAAUAUACCACAACGACGUGUUGAACGCAUACAAAAGGAUCCUUCCAAAAUUUAUAUGCCGCAUUGCACUGUGCUCUACAGAUGCGGCGAUGACACUGGCUGCUGCAGGGCUGAACGUCAGACUUGUGCACCAAAACGCACCAAAAGCGUAGAUCUCUAUUUCUUCGUGAAAGGUGUUAACGAUAGACGUGGUUCUAUUGAACGUCUUACAUUCAUCAAUCAUACUGAGUGCCAUUGUGUCGAUAAGUCAAAGCAUCCACCGGACGAGUAUGGCAGUUUAACAGCGUUCACUCUCUCCCAAAAUAGCCAAACGCUACGCCGCGCUACUAUACUCAAUUGUAAUUGCCCCAAAUUGUACGAAAAGAUUCUCCAGGAAGACGGCUUCUGCCGUUGUGAUUGUUCAUCAGGUAACACCGGCUGUGAUUGGUUAAAGAGUGGUAUGGAACAUUUCUCUAUGAUUGAUAGAAAAUGCAUACUGGAUGGACGAUGUAAGUCCCCCACAUGCCAGUAUGGAAGUUAUAUUAAGAAGCACGGUCGUUGUCCACGACGCGAGGAACAACUUUCAGUCAAUCUGGGUUCGUCGGCAAUGUAUAGCGCAAAUGCAAUCUCAUCGCACAAAUAUCAAUAAAUUGUGAUUGAAUGCAAAACUCAAUGCACCCAAGCCAAGAGGAACGAAAUAUAUCUCAAUUAGUAGUUGCGUGUUCCAGCACGACUGCAUGAAGUACGCGCUGGAUCUUUGGUCUUUUAUAACACUAUACUCUUUCCUGCUCUACAAAAUGCGCGCUGCAGGACGCGCACUAUAAGCCUUCUAUUCCCAGAAUAACGUCUGUUUUUUCAACUUUUGAUGAUCCAAUUCAAAAGAUGAUGAAGAAGAAGAUUUAUUGCUGCACUUCGAAUGAGAAUCAAAAUACUUGAAUGAGUUAUGUGCUUUAUUCACAUUAUAUAAAAUUGUUAACUUAAGAGAACCAAGAAGGAAAUUUACACUCUACUCUCAAUAAUUUUACUUAGACAAACUACGAAUUUUGAACCUUUUUACUAAUAGUUUAGAAAUCAAAAUCAAAAACAAAAAGCAAAAGAAAAAGAAAUACCAAAAAAGAAUUAAUUAAUUAAAAGCAAAAAUUAUUUAAAAAAAUAUUCAACAAAAUAAAAUAUGGUAUUCAUAUUCAAAGUAGGGUCGAAACAUAAGUACAUUUCUUCAGAUUUACUCACACACACACACGCGCACCUAUUCGAAAUUUUGACAUAUUUUGUUGUACAUACUUGACUGUAUAUAUUUCCUUUAUUGUUUUAUAUUUUGGGGUUUUGCGAAACUGAGUUAGUUCAAUUAUAUUGCAGUGCUAAGAGAGAGAGAGUAGGGUGAAAUUGAGUUAGAGAUAAGCGAGAUACGAGUUAUGCUCUCCAAACGAAAGGUAGGUCCUUGUUUCAAAUUCGGGUCUUUAGCAAGAAAAAUUGAAAGUAAUGUUUUCCAAAGUAAUUUUCUAUAAUAGGAAAAAUCAAUACUCUUUAAUAUAACACUUUUUUAUGAAUAUAUAUUCCGACAGUGUACCUUGGAAAUAGUAUUUUAAUUUUGUAAUGUCUGUAAAGCCGUACCAUAAGGUUUUGUUUAUUUAUUAAAAUAUCUUGAACUUCUGGGAAAUCAGUAUUAUAAAUAAUAAUCUAUAUAUCUGGCUUCUUUAAAUCAGUGCAGGGACUUUUGCAGGAACAUAUUUGACAAUUCGCCAUCCCUACUCUGAAGAUAAAACUUUGCCGCUAACUAAAGGCGCACAAAAAUGUAUCUUCAAAACGAGAUUUUAAUCCAGCAAAUAAUCAAAUCAUCAAAUUGUGCUAUCAAUUUGGAUAGUUCUAUGGUAAGCCGUAAAUGCUUAAUAAUAUAGACGUCAAUAUAAUUUUUUAACCAAAACUAACACAAUGGCUCCCCAUUUCUGCGAGGUUUUUAACUCCCUAAAAACCAGUAAUUCCAAUCCCACCGUUUUGUAACAAAAUAUUGUAACAUCUAUACUUUUUAUGUACGCCUACUACAUAAACACUGUACCAUAGAUAGUUCAGUGCUACCCAGAAAAGAAUUUUGGUUUUGAAACUAAUAUAUUGUGACAUCAUAUAUAUAAUCGAUAUUAAACUAAAAAAUAAACAAGAUUUCUCACUUUUAUGUUUUUUGGAAGGAACCGAUUAACACCAUGGACUUUGUAUUACUUAUCAAAAAUGAACAUAUAAACAAUUAUUUAUCUUGUGGAAUAAUGAUAUAAAGGUUAUUAGUUUUUAAAAUUAAAAUGGUUAAAGGUGGUAAUCGGAUGAAAAAUAACGAAUAUUUUAUCGAUUCUUUUGUAUCUUUUGUAUCUUUUAGAUUUCGCAGCACAGAACUUCGAUUUCGAUACAAAUUACUUCACUCAGAUCCAAACUCAUUUGCAAAAAUGUAAAUUUUCUUUAAAAAUUAAUACAAUAAGAGCUUUACCUAAAUGGCCACUCAGAGAAACGUAUAUUUCUUCUAACUGUGCAAUGGUGUAAAUCCCCUGUCUACAUACUCUCUUUUGAACAAAGCAAAUUUCUGGUCCCAUUGGUAUCCACCAAGAAAAAUCUUUCUGUCUUUGUAUUUUCUUUCAUAUGAGUAUUGUUUUUCGAUAUUUUUCCAGUAUUUCCAGUAUAUAAAAACUUCCAUUCAACAAUGUAAAUGGAAUCUUUCAUCUGCGGUCGAAUGGUGUAGUAUCUCUUUGAAAAUGUCAGCAAUCAAAACUGACUGAGAAAGAACGGCACAGAUAUGCACAAAUUUGAACUUAUAUAUAUUCCAAAAACUAUUAAAGUUCUAAUACAGUCAGGACCUACUAUAUUUUCUAGUUGAAAUUCAGUUGUCUUUUAUUACGAUUGUGAUGUUAAUAAAUUUAAACUUAUAUAUUCCAAAGACAAUUCAGGUGGCACUAAAGUCAGGACCUACCACAAUUUCUGCUAAAAAUUCCGGUAUUUUUGAUUAAGAUUGUGAUGACGACUUGUCGACAGUCCCAGCUAUAAGAACUUUUAUUGAUCAGAGAAAUAUUCCCUUUAAUGGGGUAAUAUUAUAGUCUUACGUUUUAGAGUCUAAGGUACAUUAGGUCUAGAUAUUACCUUAGCACUUUAUGUCCCACUGAACCCGGCGCCUAUCACAACCGACACUCAGAAUUCUAAGCUAAAGCAAUAUCACAGUUUCGCAUACAUACACACAAUUACACGCACACAUGUAUACAAAUUUCCAAGCUCAUCUCGUAUGUAUUCUGUUAGUAUCUUAGCAUCAAUUUAACAUUAAAUUUAAAUUAAAAAAACAACAAAAUAACAAAAAUACAAAAACACAAAACAAAAAUAAGAUAAAAAGUUCAAAUUGAUUACCAAAAAAUCCCAUAAAAUACAAGAUUACAUAAAAUGCAUUCAACGAAAUGAUUUCGAUAAGAGAUUCCAAUGAUAUUUUGACUGCCUUUGAGUUAAUUAGUUUAAGUAUUGUAGAUUUGCUCCCAGUAGCCUCUCGUCUUCUGUGCGUAUUUUCGUUAUGAUUUCCUACUCACUGCAGAUACGAGCAGAGACGUCGAUGCGAAUCGUCGCAGAUACAUGGAGGAGAAUAAGUAGAGGCAGCGUAGGUCUUAUUCUACGCAUUUGCCACUUACGGAUAGUGUGCAUACCACUUGCAUUUUCUGAGGCAAAAAGUAUCUUCCAGAUACAGUAUCUGCAACUAAUGUCCGUAUCUUGUAUCCGAAAUCUUAUGGCGAGUUGCAAAUUUUUGUUUUUUUUUACGCAUAACUCUAGU
Teleopsis dalmanni is the source of this 5772-nucleotide messenger RNA. Its product is annotated as GATA zinc finger domain-containing protein 14-like. Gene Ontology annotation, cellular component: membrane. The transcript has 5 exons. Gene Ontology annotation, molecular function: growth factor activity. NCBI's taxonomy places the organism in Eukaryota, Metazoa, Arthropoda, Insecta, Diptera, Diopsidae. Bases 1 to 2637 code for a protein of 878 amino acids. Gene Ontology annotation, biological process: hemocyte migration. The record is from RefSeq and is a predicted model, not a curated record.